UCUGGCAAAUAUAGUAAAAGGGAUAUUCUGGGAGGAUGUAUGCCUACCAUUAGUGCUGAAUACUGGUGAGGUUUUGAGGGCAAAAUGGCUGUGAUGAUUGGAAUCGCUUUCAGCGUUUCUUGGCUUUGUUGCCUGCUAAUUGGAGGGAUAACGUGUUCUACAUCAGAAGGUGAUUGGUCUCCUGCACUGGAUUCUAAUGCAGCAUGGCUUGACGCAGGAUCACUUCGGUCUCUAGGAUAUAGCAAUUAUAAGUCUCCAAAAUCUCAAAUGCAAGCGCAACAGAAACAUCCGGCCGCCAUCCUGCGGAAGGACUUGGCCCCCAUGUCCCAGCAACCUCAGCAAGUGUGGUAUCCAGUUCAAAUGCUGCAGAAGCAACAGACCGCCGUGCUCCAGCAAGUGGGGCAUCAAGCUCACAUGCUGACGCAUAAGCAACCGACCGCCGUGCCCCAGCAAGUGUGGCAUCAAGCUCACAUGCUGACGCAUAAGCAACCGACCGCCGUGCCCCAGCAAGUGUGGCAUCAAGCUCACAUGCUGACGCAUAAGCAACCGACCGCCGUGCCCCAGCAAGUGUGGCAUCAAGCUCACAUGCUGACGCAUAAGCAACCGACAGCCGUGCCCCAGCAAGUGUGGCAUCAAGCUCACAUGCUGACGCAUAAGCAACCGACCGCCGUGCCCCAGCAAGUGUGGCAUCAAGCUCAAAUGCUGCCGCAACCACCGACCGCCGUGCCCCAGCAAGUGUGGUAUCCAGCUCAAAUGCCCCUGCAGCAGAAGCAACCGACCACCGUGCCCCAGCUGGGGUGGUAUCCAGCUCAAAUGCAGCAGAAGCAACCGACCACCGUGCCCCAGCUUGGGUGGCAUCCUGCUCAGUUUCCCCAGCAGAAGCAACUGGCCCCCAUAGCCCAGCAUCCUCAGCAGGUGUGGCAUCCAUCUCAAUUUCCCCAGCGGCAGAAGGACCUGGCAGUCGAGCCCCAGCGGCAGAAGGACCUGGCAGUCGAGCCCCAGCGGCAGAAGGACCUGGCAGUCGAGCCCCAGCGGCAGAAGGACCUGGCAGUCGAGCCCCAGCGGCAGAAGGACCUGGCAGUCGAGCCCCAGCGGCAGAAGGACCUGGCAGUCGAGCCCCAGCGGCAGAAGGACCUGGCAGUCGAGCCCCAGCGGCAGAAGGACCUGGCAGUCGAGCCCCAGCGGCAGAAGGACCUGGCAGUCGAGCCCCAGCGGCAGAAGGACCUGGCAGUCGAGCCCCAGCGGCAGAAGGACCUGGCAGUCGAGCCCCAGCGGCAGAAGCAACCGACCGCCGUGCCCCAGCAAGUUUGGCAUCCAGCUCUAAUGCCCCUGCAGCAGAAGCAACCGGCCCCUGAACCUCAGCAGAAGGAACUGACCGCCAUGCCCCUGCAAGUGUGGCAUCCAGCUCAAAUGCCCCUGCAGCAGAAGCAACCGACCGCUGUGCCCCAGCAAGUGUGGCAACCUUCUCAAAUGCCCCUGCAGCAGAAGCAACCGACCGCCGUGCCCCAGCAAGUGUGGCAACCUUCUCAAAUGCCCCUGCAGCAGAAGGAACCGACCGCCGUGCCCCAGCAAGUGUGGCAUCCUGCUCAAAUGCCCCUGCAGCAGAAACAACCGACCGCCGUGUCCCAGCAAGUGUGGCAACCUUCUCAAAUGCCCCUGCAGCAGAAGGAACCGAACGCCGUGCCCCAGCAAGUGUGGCAACCUUCUCAAAUGCCCCUGCAGCAGACGGAACCGAACGCCAUGCCCCAGCAAGUGUGGCUACCUUCUCAAAUGCCCCUGCAGCAGAAGGAACCGACCGCCGUGCCCCAGCAAGUGUGGCAACCUUCUCAAAUUUCCCUGCAGCAGAAGGAACCGACCGCUGUGCCCCAGCAAGUGUGGCAACCUUCUCAAAUGCCCCUGCAGCAGAAGGAACCGACCGCCGUGCCCCAGCAAGUGUGGCAUCCUGCUCAAAUGCCCCUGCAGCAGAAACAACCGACCGCCGUGCCCCAGCAAGUGUGGCAACCUUCUCAAAUGCCCCUGCAGCAGAAGGAACCGAACGCCAUGCCCCAGCAAGUGUGGCAACCUUCUCAAAUGCCCCUGCAGCAGAAGGAACCGACCGCUGUGCCCCAGCAAGUGAGGCAUCCAGCUCAAAUGCCCCUACAGCAGAAGCAAACGACUGCCAUGCCCCAGCAAGUGUGGAAUACAUUUUACACACUGCAGAAGCAACCGACUGCCGUGCCCCAGCAAGUUUGGCAUCCAGCUCAAAUGCCCCUGCAGCAGAAGCAACCGACCGCCAAGCCCCAGCAAGUUUGGCAACCUUCUCAAAUGCCCCUGCAGCAGACGGAACCGAACGCCAUGCCCCAGCAAGUGUGGCAACCUUCUCAAAUGCCCCUGCAGCAGAAGGAACCGACCGCCGUGCCCCAGCAAGUGUGGCAACCUUCUCAAAUUUCCCUGCAGCAGAAGGAACCGACCGCUGUGCCCCAGCAAGUGUGGCAACCUUCUCAAAUGCCCCUGCAGCAGAAGGAACCGACAGCCGUGCCCCAGCAAGUGUGGCAUCAAGCUCACAUGCUGACGCAUAAGCAACCGACCGCCGUGCCCCAGCAAGUGUGGCAUCAAGCUCAAAUGCUGCCGCAACCACCGACCGCCGUGCCCCAGCAAGUGUGGUAUCCAGCUCAAAUGCCCCUGCAGCAGAAGCAACCGACCACCGUGCCCCAGCUGGGGUGGUAUCCAGCUCAAAUGCAGCAGAAGCAACCGACCACCGUGCCCCAGCUUGGGUGGCAUCCUGCUCAGUUUCCCCAGCAGAAGCAACUGGCCCCCAUAGCCCAGCAUCCUCAGCAGGUGUGGCAUCCAUCUCAAUUUCCCCAGCGGCAGAAGGACCUGGCAGUCGAGCCCCAGCGGCAGAAGGACCUGGCAGUCGAGCCCCAGCGGCAGAAGGACCUGGCAGUCGAGCCCCAGCGGCAGAAGGACCUGGCAGUCGAGCCCCAGCGGCAGAAGGACCUGGCAGUCGAGCCCCAGCGGCAGAAGGACCUGGCAGUCGAGCCCCAGCGGCAGAAGGACCUGGCAGUCGAGCCCCAGCGGCAGAAGGACCUGGCAGUCGAGCCCCAGCGGCAGAAGGACCUGGCAGUCGAGCCCCAGCGGCAGAAGGACCUGGCAGUCGAGCCCCAGCGGCAGAAGGACCUGGCAGUCGAGCCCCAGCGGCAGAAGGACCUGGCAGUCGAGCCCCAGCGGCAGAAGGACCUGGCAGUCGAGCCCCAGCGGCAGAAGGACCUGGCAGUCGAGCCCCAGCGGCAGAAGCAACCGACCGCCGUGCCCCAGCAAGUUUGGCAUCCAGCUCUAAUGCCCCUGCAGCAGAAGCAACCGGCCCCUGAACCUCAGCAGAAGGAACUGACCGCCAUGCCCCUGCAAGUGUGGCAUCCAGCUCAAAUGCCCCUGCAGCAGAAGCAACCGACCGCUGUGCCCCAGCAAGUGUGGCAACCUUCUCAAAUGCCCCUGCAGCAGAAGCAACCGAUCGCCGUGCCCCAGCAAGUUUGGCAACCUUCUCAAAUGCCCCUGCAGCAGAAGCAACCGACCGCCGAGCCCCAGCAAGUGUGGCAUCCAGCUCAAAUGCCCCUUAGGAAGAAGCAACCGACAGCCGAGCCCCAGCAAGUUUGGCAUCCAGCUCAAAUGCCCCUGCAGCAGAAGCAACCGACCGCCGUGCCCCAGCAAGUGUGGCAACCUUCUCAAAUGCCCCUGCAGCAGAAGGAACCGACCGCCGUGCCCCAGCAAGUGUGGCAUCCUGCUCAAAUGCCCCUGCAGCAGAAACAACCGACCGCCGUGUCCCAGCAAGUGUGGCAACCUUCUCAAAUGCCCCUGCAGCAGAAGGAACCGAACGCCGUGCCCCAGCAAGUGUGGCAACCUUCUCAAAUGCCCCUGCAGCAGACGGAACCGAACGCCAUGCCCCAGCAAGUGUGGCUACCUUCUCAAAUGCCCCUGCAGCAGAAGGAACCGACCGCCGUGCCCCAGCAAGUGUGGCAACCUUCUCAAAUUUCCCUGCAGCAGAAGGAACCGACCGCUGUGCCCCAGCAAGUGUGGCAACCUUCUCAAAUGCCCCUGCAGCAGAAGGAACCGACCGCCGUGCCCCAGCAAGUGUGGCAUCCUGCUCAAAUGCCCCUGCAGCAGAAACAACCGACCGCCGUGCCCCAGCAAGUGUGGCAACCUUCUCAAAUGCCCCUGCAGCAGAAGGAACCGAACGCCAUGCCCCAGCAAGUGUGGCAACCUUCUCAAAUGCCCCUGCAGCAGAAGGAACCGACCGCUGUGCCCCAGCAAGUGAGGCAUCCAGCUCAAAUGCCCCUACAGCAGAAGCAAACGACUGCCAUGCCCCAGCAAGUGUGGAAUACAUUUUACACACUGCAGAAGCAACCGACUGCCGUGCCCCAGCAAGUUUGGCAUCCAGCUCAAAUGCCCCUGCAGCAGAAGCAACCGACCGCCAAGCCCCAGCAAGUUUGGCAACCUUCUCAAAUGCCCCUGCAGCAGACGGAACCGAACGCCAUGCCCCAGCAAGUGUGGCAACCUUCUCAAAUGCCCCUGCAGCAGAAGGAACCGACCGCCGUGCCCCAGCAAGUGUGGCAACCUUCUCAAAUUUCCCUGCAGCAGAAGGAACCGACCGCUGUGCCCCAGCAAGUGUGGCAACCUUCUCAAAUGCCCCUGCAGCAGAAGGAACCGACAGCCGUGCCCCAGCAAGUGUGGCAUCAAGCUCACAUGCUGACGCAUAAGCAACCGACCGCCGUGCCCCAGCAAGUGUGGCAUCAAGCUCAAAUGCUGCCGCAACCACCGACCGCCGUGCCCCAGCAAGUGUGGUAUCCAGCUCAAAUGCCCCUGCAGCAGAAGCAACCGACCACCGUGCCCCAGCUGGGGUGGUAUCCAGCUCAAAUGCAGCAGAAGCAACCGACCACCGUGCCCCAGCUUGGGUGGCAUCCUGCUCAGUUUCCCCAGCAGAAGCAACUGGCCCCCAUAGCCCAGCAUCCUCAGCAGGUGUGGCAUCCAUCUCAAUUUCCCCAGCGGCAGAAGGACCUGGCAGUCGAGCCCCAGCGGCAGAAGGACCUGGCAGUCGAGCCCCAGCGGCAGAAGGACCUGGCAGUCGAGCCCCAGCGGCAGAAGGACCUGGCAGUCGAGCCCCAGCGGCAGAAGGACCUGGCAGUCGAGCCCCAGCGGCAGAAGGACCUGGCAGUCGAGCCCCAGCGGCAGAAGGACCUGGCAGUCGAGCCCCAGCGGCAGAAGGACCUGGCAGUCGAGCCCCAGCGGCAGAAGGACCUGGCAGUCGAGCCCCAGCGGCAGAAGGACCUGGCAGUCGAGCCCCAGCGGCAGAAGGACCUGGCAGUCGAGCCCCAGCGGCAGAAGGACCUGGCAGUCGAGCCCCAGCGGCAGAAGGACCUGGCAGUCGAGCCCCAGCGGCAGAAGGACCUGGCAGUCGAGCCCCAGCGGCAGAAGGACCUGGCAGUCGAGCCCCAGCGGCAGAAGGACCUGGCAGUCGAGCCCCAGCGGCAGAAGGACCUGGCAGUCGAGCCCCAGCGGCAGAAGGACCUGGCAGUCGAGCCCCAGCGGCAGAAGGACCUGGCAGUCGAGCCCCAGCGGCAGAAGCAACCGACCGCCGUGCCCCAGCAAGUUUGGCAUCCAGCUCUAAUGCCCCUGCAGCAGAAGCAACCGGCCCCUGAACCUCAGCAGAAGGAACUGACCGCCAUGCCCCUGCAAGUGUGGCAUCCAGCUCAAAUGCCCCUGCAGCAGAAGCAACCGACCGCUGUGCCCCAGCAAGUGUGGCAACCUUCUCAAAUGCCCCUGCAGCAGAAGCAACCGAUCGCCGUGCCCCAGCAAGUUUGGCAUCCAGCUCUAAUGCCCCUGCAGCAGAAGCAACCUGCCCCUGAACCUCAGCAGAAGGAACUGACCGCCAUGCCCCAGCAAGUGUGGCAUCCAGCUCAAAUGCCCCUGCAGCAGAAGCAACCGACCGCUGUGCCCCAGCAAGUGUGGCAACCUUCUCAAAUGCCCCUGCAGCAGAAGGAACCGACCGCCGUGCCCCAGCAAGUGUGGCAACCUUCUCAAAUGCCCCUGCAGCAGAAGGAACCGACCGCCGUGCCCCAGCAAGUGUGGCAACCUUCUCAAAUUUCCCUGCAGCAGAAGGAACCGACCGCUGUGCCCCAGCAAGUGUGGCAACCUUCUCAAAUGCCCCUGCAGCAGAAGGAACCGACCGCCGUGCCCCAGCAAGUGUGGCAUCCUGCUCAAAUGCCCCUGCAGCAGAAACAACCGACCGCCGUGCCCCAGCAAGUGUGGAAUACAUUUUACACACUGCAGAAGCAACCGACUGCCGUGCCCCAGCAAGUUUGGCAUCCAGCUCUAAUGCCCCUGCAGCAGAAGCAACCGACCGCCAAGCCCCAGCAAGUUUGGCAUCCAGCUCAAAUGCCCCUGCAGCAGAAGCAACCGACCACCGUGCCCCAGCAAGUGUGGCAUCCUGCUCAAAUGCCCCUGCAGCAGAAACAACCGACCUCCAUGCCCCAGCUAGUGUGGAAUCCAUUUUCCACACUGCAGAAGCAACCGACCGCCGUGCCCCAGCAAGUGUGGCAUCCUGCUCAAAUGCCCCUGCAGCAGAAGCAACCGACUGCCGUGCCCCAGCUGGGUUGGCAUCCUGCUCAGUUUCCCCAGCAGAAGCAACUGGCCCCUGAACCUCAGCAGAAGGAACUGACCGCCAUGCCCCAGCAAGUGUGGCAUCCAGCUCAAUUUCCCCAGCAGAAGCAACUGGCCCCUAUGCCUCUACUGCAGAAGGAACCAACCACCAUAGCCCAGCAACCUCAGCAGGUGUGGCAUCCAGCUCAAAUGUCCAAAAAUCAAACAGCCACUGAACCUCAGCUGCAGAAGCAACCACCCACCACGUCCCAGCAAUCGUGGCAUCCAGCUCAAAUGCCCCUGCAGCAGAAGCAACCGGCCACUGAACCUCAGCAGAAGGAACUGCCCGCCAUGCCCCAGCAAAUGUGGUAUCGAGCCAAAAUGCUCCAACAGGAGAAUCAUCUGGCCGCCAUGCCACAGAAGCUACAGGUUAUUCUCCAGGAGCCUCCGCUCGUGUGGCAUCCAUCUCAAUUUCCCCAGCAGCAGACGGAACUGGCCGUCGAGCCCCAGCAGCAGACGGAACUGGCCGUCGAGCCCCAGCAGCAGACGGAACUGGCCGUCGAGCCCCAGCAGCAGACGGAACUGGCCGUCGAGCCCCAGCAGCAGACGGAACUGGCCGUCGAACCUCAGCAAGUGAGGUAUCCAGCUCAAAUGGCCCAGCAGCAACCCAACCCCAUUCCUCAGCAAUUAUGGCAUGUAGCCCAAAUUUCCCAGCAGCAACUGGCCCCAAUGUCUCAGCAGAAGCACUACGAAAGCACUGAAGAUGGUGCCUCUGGUAGUUCUCAGGCCAGCAUUGUUGAACAGUCGGGUGUCAUCCCAAUCUCUUCCUACAGUUCCAAAUCGCACUACAAGAAUGGCAGAACUGUCUUCUCCCAAAUCAGCUACACUCCUAGGGAGGCAAUGCCUGUUGACAGUGGAAAUGCUCCCAAGGACGGUUAUGUUAGCAUUGGUGCACCAAGCAUAUAUCCAACACUAGUGAAGGAUUCUGCAAGGAACAUAUAAUGGAGUCAUCCUCUAGAAGCUCUAAUGACCAGGAAGUUGCUGGUGCUCUUGCUACUCUAGUGUGAUGGAAUCAAUAAACAAUUUAAAUUUAAAAAA
Messenger RNA from Oncorhynchus mykiss (rainbow trout), 7707 nucleotides. The record is from RefSeq and is a predicted model, not a curated record. Lineage: Eukaryota; Metazoa; Chordata; Actinopteri; Salmoniformes; Salmonidae.